Molecule: messenger RNA, 1098 nt
Organism: Fusarium sp. VM40
Lineage: Eukaryota; Fungi; Ascomycota; Sordariomycetes; Hypocreales; Nectriaceae
Source: the annotation of a GenBank genome assembly
AUGAUCCGUCGAAAGAAAGCCGCGAAGAAGGGAAUCCCAUUCUCCCUUAUGGUCUGCGGCGCAUCGGGAACUGGUAGGACCACUUUCGUGAAUAUGCUCUGUGGGAGCACCGUCCUGCCGCACAGAGACUCGGAUGCUGAAGAUGGCACACUCUCGGAGCAAGGGCUUGAGAUUAAGCCUAUUACUGUUGAAAUAGAGCUGGAGGAGGAACGUACCUGCAUAUUCCUCACCAUCGUCGACACACCCGGCUUCGGAGACGAAAUUGAUAAUGAGGAAAGCUUCUCGAGGAUUGUUGGUUUUCUUGAACGACAGUACGACGAUCAGCUUGCAGAGGAGUCUCGCAUCAAACGUAACCCUCGCUUCAGGGACAACAGAGUUCAUGCAAUGCUCUACUUCAUCACUCCGACCGGUCAUGGCCUCCGCGAACUCGAUAUCGAGCUCAUGAAGCGCCUCGCCCCCCGCAUCAACGUCAUUCCAGUUAUUGGUCACGCUGACACCUUUACCCCAGCCGAGCUAGCCGAAUCCAAGAAAUUGAUCAUGGAGGAUAUCAAGCACUAUCGUAUCCCAGUCUAUAACUUCCCGUAUGAUAUUGAGGAGGACGAUGAAGAGACUAUUGAAGAGAACGCUGAGUUGCGGGGCAUGAUGCCUUUCGCUAUCAUAGGUAGCGAAGAUUUCGUUGAAAUCGGUGGCCGGAGAGUCCGCGCGCGGCAAUACCCCUGGGGUAUUGUUGAGGUGGAUAAUCCACGCCACUCGGAUUUUCUGGCUCUUCGAUCUGCACUACUCCAUAGUCAUCUGUUAGAUCUGAAGGAGGUCACGUAUGACUUCUUGUACGAGACGUACCGUACCGAGAAGCUCUCAAAGGUCACGGAAGGUGCUGAUGGGGCGGACUUAUCCAUAAGACAAGAAGAGUUCGCUUCCCAGUCAAUACGCCUGAAAGAGGAGCAACUCCGAAAAGAAGAAGAGAGCCUCCGUAAGAUCGAGUUGAGAAUCCAGCAGGAGAUCAAAGAAAAGAACCAGGAGCUCCUGGUUCGCGAGGCUGAGCUGCGCGAUAUCGAGGCCCGGAUUAAGAGAGAGGCUGCAGUCGCCGCAGCUCAGUAG